This is a messenger RNA of Opisthorchis viverrini, 2679 nucleotides long. RefSeq lists its product as hypothetical. The annotation marks the transcript as partial. Gene Ontology annotation, molecular function: guanyl-nucleotide exchange factor activity. Gene Ontology annotation, biological process: activation of GTPase activity. Lineage: Eukaryota; Metazoa; Platyhelminthes; Trematoda; Opisthorchiida; Opisthorchiidae. The transcript has 15 exons. The record is from RefSeq and is a predicted model, not a curated record.
UCGUUUUAUCUACUUUUCAGUAACUCGGGCUGGAUUGGAAUCGUUGAAAAAGCCGUUCAACUUGUUUAUCAAAGAGAUGAGGCGUGAUUCAAAGUCGGAAAGCGACCGUGAAUCAAAAUCAGACAAUACAAACAUUGACAUUGAAGACACUGAACAACUCGCCUUGAUAGCCAUGAAGGAAUCUGAACGUCUGUUUUCGGAAGCUGGCUUUCUGUUGCCGUCCAUUACGGCCACCGGGUGCAACCAACAGGUGAUUGUCCAACCCUCACAGGGUUCGCCCUUCAAACACAGUCUGAAUCAGAGUGCAGCAAAGCACUUCCAGUCACGCUUCGCCAACCUACCACUGUACCAGGGAUAUGGACUGAUUGGACAACAGCUCGCCAUGUGCAAGCAACCUGUUUCCUGCUCGACUCCCACAGUGGUCACGACGACCAUCCAAACGUCCGAUGCGGCCGGAGCGCAAAAUGAUCCGGACAAAAACACAGCGGCAGGUGCCUUAAUGAAUCUGUUGGAUGAAUCGACCGAACGCUUUCUGAGAGAGGCCUUAAACCAGUGGUGCACACUGGGCUAUCCACAAUUCGAUAAGCCCUCAUUAAGCGCACUUGGCAUGUCACCACGUGAAAUAAUGCCUGUGGAAGAAGAGCAAAAGGCGCUUGGUUGGACGGAUGAUCUACCUUCUGACGAAGUCAAAGCAAAAGAUGAGACAUUGGUGAGUCGCUCGUUCCAAGCCCAAGAAACUGACCUCGAGGUAAAAGAGGAUAAGCAAGAUUUGUCUGCUGGUCUGAAAACCGACUCAGCGACAGGACCCCGACUGAGUCGUCUUGGUGUUCCAAGUCAGGGUGCGUUUCGUGUGGCUUGGUCGGAGAUGCCGGAGGUCCUGAACAGUGACGCACUGGUGAAACUGACUCGACAUGAGGUUCAGUUACAGGAGGCGAUGUUCGAAGUCAUUACAUCGGAGGCUUCAUACUAUCAGAGCCUGAACGUCCUUGUGAAACACUUCUACAAUUCCCCGGAGUUUUCCUACGGUUCAACCGCAAAAGGGGAUCUACCAACCAGUCCUUCACAGGCCGUGUCCCUUGGUAUCAGUAUGGCACAAAUUGCGGGCCAACUCAGUUUUGAGAAUGGAACAGAUGCGCCACAAGAAUCCACUCCCGGAACUGUCAUUCCCGCCACACCGAUCUCUGGUGGAACCCGAAGACCGCUGCUGAAACCGUUGGAGAAACAUCAUCUAUUUUCAAACGUCCUCCUGGUGUGUUUAGCCAGUGAAAAAUUCCUCAAGGAUCUGGAGACUCGAUGGGUAUCACAAAUGCCAAUCUUGAACGAAGUUUGUGACCUGAUUGUGAAACACGCUGGAGGAGCGAAUUUCGAACCAUAUAUAACCUAUCUGCGAAAUCAAGCAUACCAAAUGGAGACGUUGAGAAAAUUGUGUCAGCGAGAUAGCUUCCGAUCCACACUGGAGACUCUGCAUGCGCACCCGAUCAGCGGAAAGAACUCAUUGGGUUCGUUUCUGGCCUUGCCGAUGCAACGUUUGACACGCUUGAAGUUGCUGGUGGAAGUGAUUCGUCGGCUACAGGAUUCCGUCAUCCAGGAGGCCAGUGAUCCGGCACAGCGAAAGUCCCCAUACCGCGUUCCAACCGACCGCGAACGAGAGAACGUACAGUUGGCUCUACGAGAACUGAGUAGACUUCUUGCAUCUAGUGAAACAGAAAAAGAACUGAUGGACCAAAAGGCGAGGUUGCUGACUUUGUCGUCCGCGCUGGAGUUUCCGGAUAACGUGAAGAGCAUCGCAAUCAGCGACAAGCGUUUGAUCAAAGAAGGUGAAGUUCGCGAAGGUGCGCCGGACAGUCGAAUCAGCAUGCUGCAAAAACUUUCGCUUAAGAAACCCAGCUCCUUCUACCUCAUCCUAUUCAACGAUCUCCUACUUGUCACAAAGAAGAAAAAGAACGAGCGAUAUUUGGUCCUGGACUAUUGUGAUCGGGCAGAACUACAAGCAGAGGUGAUAUCCCUUACGGCGCUGAGCAGGACUCUGUCUGGCAACAUAUCGGCUCAAAAGUCUCCGGUCAUAGAUGAAGGUUCUCAGAAGCCCCUCGGAAUGCCUACGAGUGGAGGAAAGUCUGGGUCCCCAUCAAUGUCACCUGGGAGACGCGCCAGACGUGGCAGACCAGUGACCACGAUGGAUUUUGGUCUCCUAUCACCCGUUGCCUCCCCGGAGAGUCAAACAAGACAAUCCCAGGAAGAACCGGUUACGUCUGGAAGUCGUCUUCAAUCACGUGGUAUCGCACGUUCUGGUAGCAGCCUGAGUAGCUACCAGAUUCGACCUCAUCCGACCAGAUCAGCUAAUUACGGUGGGCACAGUCCAACGCUUCCAUCUGAACAAUCCAGAGCUGUUUCUAUACACCUGACACUUACAGCCAGCCACAAUGGAACCUUCAACGAAUUGUAUCUACUUCCGAAGGACAAUGAUGAACUUGAGAGCUGGUGUAAAGCGCUCUCUAUUGACAAGAAGUUUGUUCCUCUUUCGAAGAGUCCGAUGAAGACAGAUGUCGGUGAAAAGUCACAAGACUCUCCAGCUGACGAUGAUGGUGAUGAUGAUGAUGUUGAUGAUGAUGAUGGUGAUGAUGAUGAUGGUGAUGAUGAUGGUGAUGUUGUUGUUGUUGAUGAUGAUGAUGAUAAUAAUGA